This is a messenger RNA of Laetiporus sulphureus 93-53, 1644 nucleotides long. RefSeq lists its product as uncharacterized. The transcript is spliced from 23 exons. The record is from RefSeq and is a predicted model, not a curated record. Lineage: Eukaryota; Fungi; Basidiomycota; Agaricomycetes; Polyporales; Laetiporaceae. Bases 1 to 1644 code for a protein of 547 amino acids.
AUGUCAGAUCUGACAGGAGACUUGUUCUCUGACUACCUGCCAGUAAAUAUUGGGAUUGUACUAUACAGGGAGACCGUGAUGAGUUCUGGAAUGUCUCAUGAAUGUGAACAUGGAGGAAAAGCAUCGGAGAGGAGCAACCGAUCAACUCCCAUUUCUCCUGAAACAAUCAGUGACUCUGAGAAGGAACCUACUCCACCUCCCAAGUCUGCUUCAUUGACGCCAAUGAGACGAAAGGCAUAUGUCACUAUGUCCAUGGACAGUGAAAGAAGCAAAGAUGCCAACCGUAAGGCUGUCCAAUUAUCGAAUGAAGGAUCUGAUCAUGAUGCCCCAGAUAACCAUGACUCCGAUGAGGUGAUGAAUGAAAAGGGAAGGUAUGCAGUGAGAGAUGAUCCUGCAACUCUGAAAAGAAGCCGUCGUGCACAUGGUGUUACAAGACUGCAGAACUUUGUCUUUUACAGCCCCUCGCCCAACAAGCGUUCCAAAGCAAUAGUCAUCUCUUCUGAUGAAGAGAAACAGGACUCUGAUGAAUCUGAGGUGCGCAGAGAGGACGAGUCAGCUAUCGACUUCAUACGGAGGCAGAGAGAAAUGAAUCCAACAUUCAUCCUCAUGGCUAAGCUGACCGACCAGAGGGAUGAACUGGACCAUGAAAUCGAGAGGCAAUGUGUUCACUGCGGAAGAAUUGGUAGGCAACCUGUGAAUGACUUCAUCGAUGAUGAGGUGAAGAAAAGCGAUGAAGGUACAGACAAUGGAUGGCUCAAUGACGAUGAGGCUCUGAGUGAAGAUGACUCACUGAACGGGUUUAUUGUUGAUGAUGAUGAGCAUCCUAUGCCGCAGGGUCACAAGGGUAAGGAAAAAGCUGAAGAGAAAGCGGUGAAAAUUCAAGGCAAAAAGAAGGAAGACCCUCCUAGGUUAUUGGAUCGCUCCUUGUGGGAUGAUCUAUUGAAAGAUACUUAUGCCAACAUCCCUUAUACUCUAUUGAUGCCAGUUUCACUCAUGCAAGCGUUGACCAUCGCGAAAAAUUUGGUGUAUGCUCGGGGUAUCAUUGAGCUGAUGAUAAGGGCCAAACCGUGGCCUGGGCAGGUCAUCAUUCCUGGCCAUGUUCACCCAGACAAGCUCAAGCGAGUCAUCUCACCAAAUCACGGAGAAAUGCAGAUCAAGGAGCUUCACAUUGUUUCCAUCAUGCAAGAAUGGGAACUUGCACUAGGAUUUCAUGGGAUGCUCUUUGGCCACGACAUCGAAGAUGGAGGUGAAAUGACCGUUAAGAAUAUUCGCUUCAGCGCAUUUGAGGGCAUGUCAUUCAGUACAUGCAUGUCUCACACGGAGUCCAAUGAGAUGUCUAGCAGCUACAACACCAAGCUGAAGAUGUUGCUCGGUGAACACUCCACAUCUCUGAGAAAGGCUGGACCAUCCACGCACUCUUCACCAUCUGAGGUCUUGCCUCUUUUUCCUAAGCCAGUUCUGGGUAAUCUUGCCAUUGGUGAUACCAAUGUGCCCGCUACAUGCCCCUUGCUCAAGAUGGAGCUGCCCGAUUGCGUGUUGGUAGCAGUUCUGCACACAGCUAAAGUCUGGAACAGUGCAGAUCAGGGUGAUACUAUGUCGUUCAACAUCUUGAGUGUGCUGUUGUUGCUGCUCCCUAAAUCAUAA